This is a messenger RNA of Linum trigynum, 228 nucleotides long. NCBI's taxonomy places the organism in Eukaryota, Viridiplantae, Streptophyta, Magnoliopsida, Malpighiales, Linaceae. The record is from the annotation of a GenBank genome assembly.
AUGUUCGGUAGAGGAGUGCUCGGGCCGAGCUUCGCCUUCUGCAAGCCUUGGAAAGAAGAAUCACAGAUGUCGUGGAAGCUUGUUAAGCCCAACAGCAGUACGUCCCCGUACUGCUACAAGGAUGUUGUAUUAUGGAGGGAUCGGUUCUACGCAGUGGAUGUUGCGGGGAACGUUGACUGCGUACUAUCGUGUGACGACACCAACAACACAACUGCAGCGUCGUCGUGA